CAGCAAGGCAGGCGCAUUCAUCAUUCACGUCUCUUCCACAUAAGAAAAACUACAGCAUCGAUCUUGCAGCACAGGCUUCCCUACAAUCUAGCAACAUGGCAGCCAUUACAAACACAAAAGCACCAAAGCCUACUUUGUUUAUAGACGGACAAUGGACACAUUCUUCUUCCGGACAGAGUAGACCAACGAUCAAUCCAUUUGACGCAUCAAUCAUCACGCAUGUCGAUGAAGCAAAUGCACAAGAUGCCGAAAGAGCAAUUCAAUCUGCACGCAAGUUCCAGGAUACAUCUGAUUGGUCUUCAAGAACGUUCGCUUCUCGUGCACCUUUGUUGAAAAAGAUUGCUGAAUUGUUACAAAAGAAUAAGGCGGAAUUAGCAAAGAUUGAAACGAUCGAUACAGGAAAAACGAUUGGAGAAUCAGAGAUCGAUAUUGAUGAUGUUACGGCGGUUUUUGAAUUUUAUGCUGAAGAAGGAAUAAAAUAUGAUAAACCCAAAGUGAUCACAGGUAAAGGAAUACCUGAUACAGUAACCAGUCAAGUAACAAAGGAGGCCGUAGGAGUUUGUGUGUUAAUCUCACCUUGGAAUUAUCCUUUGUUGCAAAUCUGCUGGAAACUUGCGCCUGCAUUGGUUGCAGGAAAUAGUUGUAUCGUGAAACCUUCAGAAGUGACACCACUCUCAACAAUUUAUCUACACAAGCUCAUGCUGGAAGCUGGAGUUCCUCCUCAGGCAAUUCAAAUAUUGACGGCUGGUGGACAGAGUGUAGGCCCAACGCUAACAACGCAUCCUUCAGUGGAUCUUGUAAGCUUCACAGGUGGACUUGCAACGGGAAGAUCGAUCAUUCGCAGUUGUGCAGAAACGGUGAAAAGAUGCUGUGUUGAAUUAGGAGGAAAGAAUCCAAAUGUGAUCUUUUCGGAUGUUCCUUUGGAUAUUGCUAUUGAUAUGGCUUUAACUGCAGUCUUUGUUCAUUCAGGUCAAGUUUGCAGUUCGGGCGCUAGGCUGAUCAUUGAAGAUAAAGGAUCGUUUGCAAAUGAUGUCGUUGCAGGCGUUGUUGAACGUGCUCAACAAAUCGUUCUAGGGAAUGGAUUAGAACAGGGUACGGAAUGCGGACCUCUAGUCUCUGCUGCUCAUUUGGAAAAAGCAAAAGGUUUUAUCGAAGUUGGAAAAUCAGAAGGAGCAAAAUUGCUUUGUGGCGGUAAACAAGCGGAAGAUCCUAAAUUGUCAAAAGGAUACUUUUUCCUGCCAACUGUAUUCGACCAAUGUGAUCGAUCGAUGAAGAUCGUACAAGAAGAAACAUUUGCACCUAUCCUUACCGUUGAAAGGUUCAAAGCAGGCGAUGAAGAAAGAGCAAUCUUUUUGGCAAAUGAUACGAAUUAUGGUCUAGCUGCCGGUAUUCAAACAGCCGAUAAAGAUCGAUCGCUAAGGAUAGCAAAACGUUUACGACAUGGUACCGUUUGGCAAAACACAUUUGGAGCUUAUACACCAAGAGCUGAAUGGGGAGGAUUUGGAUGGAGUGGUAAUGGACGUGAAUUGGGCAGUCAUGGUUUGGACGAGUACGUUGAAUCGAAACACAUUUAUGCAGAGAAGGAUCUAGGCAUGAUGGGAUGGUUCCAGGAUAGACGUAAAGCAAAGGCUAAGCUUUGAGCAAAGGGGUUAUUUAUAUUUUUCACUGCAGUAUAUCUUUGUAAUUAAUCUUUCGCAAAUCUUUCAGUAAUACAUUGGGGUUGUUUUUACUAAUAUACAUCAAAAAGCGUCU
Molecule: messenger RNA, 1752 nt
Organism: Meira miltonrushii
Lineage: Eukaryota; Fungi; Basidiomycota; Exobasidiomycetes; Exobasidiales; Brachybasidiaceae
Product: putative aldehyde dehydrogenase
Exons: 2
Coding region: 96-1640 (514 amino acids)
Molecular function (GO): oxidoreductase activity, acting on the aldehyde or oxo group of donors, NAD or NADP as acceptor
Source: RefSeq, a predicted model, not a curated record